AUUUCACAGUUUAAACCACUCGAUUGUGGUCGUCGAUUCAUCAAAUGAGUUUCGAAGAGAAAACUUUCAAAUGGUUGAUGAAUCAGAAGUUCUAUCAUGGAUAUUUGCCAAGAGAAGAUUUGCCAUAUGUGCUCAAAAAGAAAGGAGAUUUUAUUUUCAGAGUUACAGAGAGAACAGUUGGUAAAGAACAAAAGAAGGAUAUUGUUUUGAGCAUAGCUUGGCCUACAGAAUCAGUUGCUAUGAUUGAUACUAAAGACAUUAAAAACUACUUGAUUGAAAGAAGUGCCAAUUCUGUUUGGCUUGAUUUGAAAAUUUCAUUUCAUUCGAUUGAUGCUCUUUAUAAUCAUUAUCGAAAAAAUGAACUUGUCCAUCCAAAUCUUCGAAUCAAACUUGGCCGACCAAUUUGUUUGUUUUUUUGGGAAUUCAAACAUUCACAAAUAAAUCUUAUCAAGAAAGUUGGGAAAGGUGCAUACGGAGAAGUGUUCAAGGGAACGGUCACACGAGGAAAUAAGACAUUUAACGGAGCAAUUAAAGCGAUGCGGAAAGAUUUGGAUGCAGGAAAUGAGAAAAUGAAGGAAGUAAUGGCUGAAGCUCGUCUGAUGAGAAGUCUCAAUCAUCCUAACAUUGUUCGUUGUCGUGGAAUUGCAGUUCUUGAGCAACCUGUGUACAUUGUCAUUGAAUUUAUCAAUGGUGGAGGACUAGACUCAUAUCUCAAAAAGAAUAGUCAAACUCUUACUAUGGAUCAAAAGAACAGGAUGGCAAUUUCAGCUGCAUGGGGAAUCGAGUUUAUGCAUUCUCAUGACAUUAUCCAUCGGGACAUUGCUGCCAGAAAUUGUCUUUAUGACAACAAAAAUCUGGUGAAACUUUCCGAUUUUGGACUUUCGAGGAAAGGAUCAGUGUAUAGGAUGAAGAAGGCAAUGAAGAUGCCUACGAAAUGGCUGGCUCCAGAGUCACUUACAACAUUCACGUUCUCCGGAGCAUCUGAUGUCUACACUUUUGGGGUUUUGCUCUACGAGAUAUACACGUGUCAAGAACCAUAUCUAGCAGUGAAAGCGGGAGAAGCAAAACGGUAUAUUCUCUCUGGAGCAUUCCCCAACUUCACUAAACAGGCUCCACCGGAAUUGAACGAAAUAGUCAAAAAGAGUAUAUAUCAAUUGGAUCCAGCCAAGAGAGACACAAUGAAAGUGAUAGUCAAAAAGUUGGAGACUUGGUUGGAUGUUGAACUUGUUCUUGAUGAGAACGAAAAACCUGAUAUUGAUCCAGAAUCGAAUCGUUUCAAUGGAAAUAUGCCAAUCCGAGUAGAUUCAUCGACAAAGAAGAUGCGCAAUGACACAGUGUGUAUCCCACCACCAGAAACAGCUACAGUUGCGCUUCCAAACUCAUUGCCUCCAAUCACAGUGUCAGCUCGCAGCAAGAACUCGAGAAAAUCCACUCUAAAGAGGAAGAAGAAGAAGACUUCGAAGGACUCCUCGAUGACAACAACUACAACGAAUACAAAUGAGAGCGAGCCGCCUGCUGAUGGUCAAGUAAUUUCAUCGGAAACCAUGUCCGUUGCAAACAAAAUGGUAUCCGAUGCAAAGGGAGGAAGUCCAGAAAUGUUGACUCCGUCACUUGAAGAGUUGAAGCCUUCUUCACAAGAAAAUGAAACAUUUUUGAAUGAGAAAAAUAGUACUGCCAAAAACUAAUCCUCCAGAAUAAAUGUUCCUAUACUUG
Messenger RNA from Caenorhabditis elegans, 1713 nucleotides. It is a transcript of the gene T25B9.4, whose product is annotated as Tyrosine-protein kinase. The record is from RefSeq and is marked reviewed. The transcript has 6 exons. Gene Ontology annotation, biological process: developmental process. The coding region runs from base 45 to 1685 and encodes 546 amino acids. Lineage: Eukaryota; Metazoa; Nematoda; Chromadorea; Rhabditida; Rhabditidae. Gene Ontology annotation, molecular function: protein kinase activity; transferase activity; non-membrane spanning protein tyrosine kinase activity.